GUGAGCGAACGUAACCGCCCGUCGCUCAAUUAUCGUACUUAUUCGGCGAUCGCUGCCAAGAACGGUGUUCAACCAAAACAGCCAACAUUGCGUAUACGCAGCGUGUGCCGUGACCUUAAGCCAAGCCAAACCGAUAAAAAGCCAACCAUCGCAAUAAAGCGACGAAAAAAGAAUCGAAAGCAAGGCGAAACAGCGCACCAGUCGACGCCAACACAAACAGAGAGAUACUUAUACGUGUUCCAACGCAAAAAAGCUAAAACAAAAAAAAUUCAAAAUAAGAUAAACAUUAUAUACACUUGGCGGUGACAAAAAGCCAAAAGUAAAUAGCUGCUCGCGAACACUUAAUUCAACUGGAGCGGCGGGUGAAAACUGAGAAGCCAAAAAUUGGCCCAGAGAACCCACGAUAAUGAGGUGAAGUGGAAAACCCACAGACGGAGAGACCCAGGAAACUCGAGGAAAGAGCCACCCAGCCAGGAGAUAAGGCUUAUCGGGAGAGGAGACCCCCACAAUGGCCGACGAAGAUCUCAGCCCGCUGCCCUUCCGCCGGGAGCGCAAUCUCAGCAACAGAAACUUUAACAAGAGAACCUCGCGCCGCCGGAUCAGCCAACAGGCGGCGGAGCAGGAGCGGCAUAGCAGCGCGCUCGGCAGUAGCGAUCCGGAGCCCGUCGACGCCGCACGGAGAGACAGCCCCGCGAGCAGCUCCAGCUCCAGUUCGUUCCAGCUCUCGUACUCCGUUAAUUCCGACACGGAGAGCGCCUUCCACCGCCGCUCGCUGCUCAAGAUGCACGAGGCGGAAAGCGGAGGAGCAGUGGAGGUCACCACGGAGUCGCCAGUGUCACCAGAGUCACCAGGGACUCCCACCCCCGAUCCCGCCCUCCUGGAUGUCCGGCAGAAGGUGCACCGCUUCGAAACGCUCAAGACAAACAUCAUCUUUCUGAAGCAGGAGCGGCACAGCCUCAAGUUGCUGGAGAACCGUCGUCAUCCCUCCUUCGAGGAUUACUCCGCGGAUCAUGGCACGCCUCCGGCCACGCCCCCGCGUCGCAUACGCCUCCUGGGGCUGGGCAGCAGUCGCAGUAGCUCCAUACCCAGUAUUCAAGGCCGGGAGAGCAUCCACGAGGUGCGAUCCGAGGACGAGGUAGAUCAGAUAUCGGACUUUGAAACGGAUCCACAUGCAGCCGGCGAGGAGUAUGUGAUUUCGGACACCACCUCGGAGGUCAUACCCAGUCGGGAGGUCGAGGAGUCCAGUGCCCAGCAGCAGGUGCAGCGUUCCAUUAGCGCGGAUCCAUCCAAAGCAGGGCACACAUUGUCGCUAAAAAUGCGCAACGAUUUCCCCAGAAACUAUCGCUCCACGCCGAGACGAAAGACUGAAAUCAUUGGCACCACCAACGAGCAUGUGGUGGGCAAGUUUCACUCGGUCUAUCACCCAAAAGAGGAAGAGGAGGAAGUCGAGAUCGAGCUGCGCGACAAGAGCGACAAGUGCGUGCAUCCUAUUCUUGAGGAGCUGAUCAAGACGGAGGAGGCCUACGUGAACAACCUGUUCAUGGGCAUCGAGAACUAUGGAAACAUCUUCCAGCGCAAGGAUCUGCCGCUUGGCCUUCGGGGCAAGAAGUACGAUCUGUUUGGAAACAUCGAGCAGAUCGCCGAGUUCCAUCGGGAUGAGUUUCUGCCCAUGCUGCAACGUAAUCGUCGCGAUCUGAAGCGUUUGUUCGACGAGUUUCUGCAGUUCCUAGACCAAAACUGCUUUUAUGGAUAUGUUAUCUUCACCAUGAACAAGCAAAAGUCCCUCAAGCUGUGCGAUCUCUACAAAAAUUAUUUCACUAGUAUUCGCCUGGAACGCGAUGAUAAGUUGGGCAUUAAUAGCUUUCUGGUUCAACCUAUCCAGCGCAUGGCACGUUACCCUUUGCUCCUGACGCAAUUCAUUAAUACCUUCUUUAAGAACCGUGAUAUAGUGAUGAAGCCACUAAUUGAGUCCUGCUGUCGACUGGAGAAGCGUCUGCGUUUCCUGCUGACCACCACCAAUGAAUCGGAGAUCAUCAAUGACAUAGUGGACUGUCAUGAGUUCAACGUCUACUACCAGGGCAAAUUCCGCAAGGUGAACGAGUUCCAGGUGAUCGAUCACAAGCUGAAGCGCAGCUACAGGAGCAAGGUUUUCAUUUUCGACAAGUGCAUCAUCUACACUGAGAUCAAGGGCAAGAACCUGAUCUUCCACGGACGUUAUCCUUGCGAGCACAUUGGCAUCUCGGCCAAGACCAAGUCUUUUACGCUCUACUACGAGCGCAGGAAGCAGCAGGAAUGUGAAUUCACCGCGGAUCCGGCGCAGAUUGCCGCCUGGCUGGACUUAAUCCGGGACAUGAUCAACAACUUUGCGAACGAGGAGCGCCAGAAGCUGCAGGAGCGCUAUUCCCGAGAGAACGAUCACCUGCAUCGCAAGGCACCCAGUUUUUCGCUAUAUCGCGACUCGAAUCGUUUUAGUUCGGACAGUGGAAUUGGUAACAUCUGGAUAAUGCCAAAACCAGACGAAGAGACAAUCAGCAAUAGGACCACUUGGUAUGCGGCCACUUCGUAAGGCACAACAAGAUUGUGAGACAUGAAGAGGAUCUUCUUCAGGUUAAGGGUAACCGGCAGUUCUGAAGUGAUACAGGGGGAGCCCAAUCCCUUGCUAUCUGCAAUUGUCUAUGGCGGCCAAUUUUUAAGGGCCUCUAAGCCAAGCCAAGUCAAAUUCGAACUUGUUUCAAAUUCCUGCUUAUCUUAUGUGGCAAAAGAAAAUCCGAAACAUAAAUGUUUUGAUUUGAAUGCUAAAUAACCAAAUAUUGAAUUAUAAGUUUAGUUGGUUAAUUAAGUUGUAUAUAUUCCUGUAUUAUUGUUGUCACAAAUGGCAAUUCGUUAAACGUUCUCUUGUGCCUAGCUUCUUAAGCUUUUUUUGUUUUGUGUAAAUAUUGACUGUAGGUAAUGUUUUAUAAAAACUGUAGAGAAAACGUUUUAAAUAAAUGAAAAAUUAUGAAAAGUA
Drosophila rhopaloa is the source of this 3007-nucleotide messenger RNA. Its product is annotated as triple functional domain protein. Gene Ontology annotation, cellular component: cytoplasm. Gene Ontology annotation, biological process: axon guidance. The record is from RefSeq and is a predicted model, not a curated record. Gene Ontology annotation, molecular function: guanyl-nucleotide exchange factor activity. Lineage: Eukaryota; Metazoa; Arthropoda; Insecta; Diptera; Drosophilidae. The transcript has 8 exons. Bases 509 to 2566 code for a protein of 685 amino acids.